AGACUCAAGACUCGAUCGAGAGGGGUUUAGGCUUUGAACUUUGAAGUUGAGAGUUAGGAUCAGAGCUCAGGAAAGGAGAGAGUGGCGCCGCCGAAGGAGGUGGUGGGUUUUGAUUGUAUUAGUUAAUAUGUGGUUCAGCAAUGUUGGAGCUAGAUUCAAUGGCAGUGCCGGCGCCGGUGCCAGUGCUUUCGUCAGAUAUUUCUCGAGAAAACGCGCCGAGAAUGUGAGAAAGAUCAAUCCAAGGGUGAGUCCUCAAGAGGCUUCUACCAUUGCUCGCAAUCUAUACGAUGUCAUCAAGGAACACGGCCCCCUUACCGUCCCCAGUGCUUGGGUUCACGCCAAGGAUUCUGGCGUUGGCGGAUUGAGUAGCAAAACACACAUGAAGUUGCUACUGAAAUGGAUGAGGGGAAGGAAAAUGCUAAGGCUGUGGAGCAGUGGGGUUGGCUCCAGCAAGAAAUUCCUGCUCUCUACUUUACCUGAAGAUCCGAAAGUUACGCAAAUAAGGAGCGAAAUGGAAGUGAAAGUGCAAUCCAAAAAGCCUUCUUCGAGUAAAGGGAAAAAGAAAACCAGAUAAAAAUUUGAAUCUGGGACUUGCUGCGUUGCCUUUACAAUAUUAGGACAUGGCUGAUACAUAUUACAUGGAGCGUCGAAGAUUUGUUGAUUGUCAUGUUAAGUUCAAUAUUAUAUCAUAUGAUGAGCCAAAGACUUUGGAUCAUCAAAAUAAUAUGUUGUUUUAGAUUCCAACAUAUGAUUGGAGAUUCAAGUUUUUGUGUGAUUGGCAAUUUUGUAGUCCUUCCCAAAAUGGAUGCCAACCAGUGUCUUUUUUC
Messenger RNA from Humulus lupulus (European hop), 827 nucleotides. RefSeq lists its product as uncharacterized. The transcript has 2 exons. Bases 128 to 574 code for a protein of 148 amino acids. Lineage: Eukaryota; Viridiplantae; Streptophyta; Magnoliopsida; Rosales; Cannabaceae. The record is from RefSeq and is a predicted model, not a curated record.